Messenger RNA from Striga hermonthica, 267 nucleotides. Lineage: Eukaryota; Viridiplantae; Streptophyta; Magnoliopsida; Lamiales; Orobanchaceae. The record is from the annotation of a GenBank genome assembly.
AUGGGUAAGAGGAAGUCAAGGGCAAAGCCGCCCCCAAAGAAGCGGAUGGACAAACUGGAUACUGUCUUCAGUUGUCCUUUCUGUAACCAUGGAUCUAGUGUCGAAUGCCGUAUUGACAUGAAGAACUUGAUUGGUGAGGCCUCAUGCUUGAUUUGCCAAGAAAGCUUUAGCACCAACGUGACAGCUUUGACUGAGCCAAUAGACAUAUAUAGUGAAUGGAUUGACGAAUGUGAACGAGUCAAUAACCAGGAAGAUGACGACUCUUAG